Messenger RNA from Phytophthora nicotianae INRA-310, 458 nucleotides. RefSeq lists its product as hypothetical. Gene Ontology annotation, cellular component: membrane. The record is from RefSeq and is a predicted model, not a curated record. The coding region runs from base 45 to 407 and encodes 120 amino acids. NCBI's taxonomy places the organism in Eukaryota, Oomycota, Peronosporomycetes, Peronosporales, Peronosporaceae. The transcript has 2 exons.
AACCGCAUUACGAAGAAGACCACGUAGAGCUCAAGUUGCCAGCCAUGUACGACUUCUGCCUCACGAUUCCGUAUGGUAUGCUACUGGGUCUGGGCGGCCUUAUCGGCUUCGUCAGCACUGGAAGCACCAUGUCACUUGCUGCCGGUGGCUUGUCAGGCGCCUUCCUGAGCUUCGUGGGCUACUGCAGCUACAACGAGUACACGCAGAGCCCCGUGACAUCCAAGCUGUGGCCUGCCAUCUCACUGGCCGUGUCGGCACCGCUCACAGUCGUCAUGGCCAACCGUUACAACAAGACCAACGCGUUCUUCCCGGCAGGCUUCGUAGCCGCCUACAGUGCCGGCAUGUCCAUCUUCUACGUGUGGAUCCUCACCAAGAAGAGCAAGCCGCAGUACAAGAAGAAAGCAUAAAAAUGAGGUCGACUAGUGUUAUUCUGGUCAAUACACACCAUUUUUCAGUAA